GGGAUCCAAGCUAAGUGAAGGAUGGAACAAAAUGAAUUCAGGGCAGUGGAGAGAAUACAUUUCUUGAAGCAGCCUGUUUGAACUCUGGCUUGGUGCUUUGUGAGCUGCAGCGGUUUGUAACUUGAUGUGAGAUAAACUGAUUGCUUCUGGCAGCGAGAAGCUGCAAGUUCUAUGAUGACUUCUUGGUUUUCUUGUGCAGCUAAAGACAUACUGAACACAGACUGGAACAAAUAUGAUGACAGGUUAAUGAAAGCAGCUGAAAGGGGCGAUGUGGAAAAGGUUUCAUCAAUCCUUGCCAAAAAAGGAGUCAGUCCUACUAAACUGGAUGUGGAAGGGAGAUCUGCAUUCCAUGUUGUAGCGUCAAAGGGAAACCUGGAUUGCUUGAACACCAUCCUUAUUCACGGAGUUGAUAUCACAGCCACUGAUGCUGCAGGUAGAAACGCAUUGCACCUAGCUGCAAAAUACGGACAUGCUUUAUGUUUGCAGAAGCUGUUGCAGUACAAUUGUCCUACGGAGAAUGUGGAUCUUCAAGGAAGAACGGCUCUUCAUGACGCAGCUAUGUCAGACUGUUCCUCUAGCAUACAACUACUGUGUGAUCAUGGGGCCUCAGUAAAUUCGAAAGAUGGAGAUGGGAGGACACCACUAGUGCUGGCCACUCAGAUGUGUCGUCCCACAGUUUGUCAGCUUCUGAUAGACAGAGGAGCGGAUGUUAAUGCCAGGGACAAACAAAACAGGACUGCCUUAAUGUUAGGCUGUGAAUACGGCUGCAAGGAUGCGGUAGAAGUUUUGCUCAAAAAUGAUGCGGAUGUUAGUUUGUCUGAUGGCCUUGGUCAUGACUGUGCUUACUAUGCCAGAAUUGGUGACAAUAUUGACAUUUUGGCUUUAAUAAAAGCUGCCGUUGAGGAUUCCAGCAAAGCAAGAGAUACCAUGAAGAAAGGGCAGCCUGAACAAAAGAUUACUAAUAUGUCACAGAAGUGGAAUCGGCUGCAUGCGCAGGAAGAGGUGAAUGUCAAGCUGUAUCAGAAGGAACAUAAUGCUCAGGAAUUGGAGUUAGAAAAUCAAGAUUUGAAAGAUCGAAUGAGAGAGGUGCAAGAGGAGCAAAGGAUGCUGCUGGGUAGAAUCAGUGGGCUACAACAACAACUGAAUGAGGAGCAAAUGUUUGCAGAUGAUCUUGAAAAUGAGAAAGAUGAGUUGAAGAAAAUCCUAACUACCAAGGAAAAACAGCAAGAAGAAAGCUUAAGAACUAUUGAAGCUCUCAAAGCUAAACUCAAAUAUUAUGAAGUUGACUUUGUGGGAUCUGGAAGUAACUUUGGUAAUAGAAAAGAAGACUUAUUACUUAAGCAAGGCCAAGUGUUUGCUGUGGAAUCACAGUCUAGGUCUAUGCUGAGACCCCUGGAGCUCUCCCUGCCUAACCAAUCAUCUAGUUCAGAGAAGGAAACUUUAAAGAAAGAACUUGACAACAUGAGGACCUGCUAUGGUGCAGCAAAAGAAGAAAUUAGCAAAUUGCAGAGGGAACUGUCUCACAAGGUAUCUGAAUGUAAAGCUUUGGCAUCAGAGUGUGAAAGAACCAAGGUGGAAUCUGAUGGACAGAUAAAACAACUGGAAGAUGCUUUAAAAGAUGUACAGAAAAGAAUGUUUGACUCGGAAGGCAAAGUUAAGCAAAUGCAGACCCACUUUCUUGCUCUGAAAGAUCACCUGACUAAUGAAGCUGCUUCGGGAAACAGUAAGCUAACAGAGGAGCUGAAGGAUCAGUUGAAAGAAAUGAAAACGAAGUAUGAAGGAGCCUCUGCUGAAGUGGGGAAACUAAGGAACCAGAUUAAGCAGAAUGAAUUGCUGGUGGUAGAAUUUAAGAGGGAUGAAGGAAGGCUAGUGGAGGAAAAUAAAAGGUUACAGAAGGAACUUGUUAAGUUGGAGAUGGAACGAGAUAAAAGGGGAAGAAAUGUCACGGAGUUAGAAGGGCAGCUCAAAGAAACAGCAGCAAAGUUAGCCCACUCUAUAACUUCAGAGAAAUUUGAAAACAUGAAGCGUUUGUUAUCAAAUGAAGUGAAUGAGAAAGCAAGGAAGCUAGCAGAGCUGGAAGGAGAGCAUGAAAAACUGCAGGCGGAGAUUCUGCUUUUAAAGAGGGAAUCUGAGAGUCAGAAAGCUAAACUUGCUCAGCAUGUAAAGCCAGAAGACCACGAACAAAUGAGGAGUGGGUUUGAGCGAAAAAAUGAGGAACUUGGGAAGACAAUUUCUGAAUUAUCACAGAAGAAUCAGACUCUGCAGAAGGAACUUGAAAGAUUGCAGAUUGAUAACAAGAUGCUUAAGCAGCAAAUCCAAAUGCUAAAAACUGAAAUUAAAAGUCAGAAUGUGCCUUUAAAAAUUCACGAAGAAUUGAAGAAAACAAAUGAUUUGACUGUUGGUGACCUGACCAAAAAGCUUUUUGAAAUAACAAAAAAGUACAAUGAAAGCAAAGCAGAAGCUGAAAAGUUGCUGGCAGAGAAGAACAAUUUAAGUGAGAAUAUCAGCCACUACCAAACUGUGUACCUGUCUCCAGAGCAGCACAAAAAAGAAAUGGAAGCUUUAAAAUCUAAUGGCAUUGAACUUGAAAAGCAGCUUGCUGAGCUUCAGAAAAAAUAUGGUGACGAACAAGCAAAAGUAUGCAAGCUAGUCUCUGAAAACACAGUCAUAAGAGAGACUCUCAGGGAUCAGUAUGUGUUGGCUACAACACAUGAAGAGAUUAAAACAGUCUUGAAUAACACACUAGAAAAGAAUAACAGGGAGCUGUCAGAUCUGAAGGAAAAAACUGAAGAGGUAAAGCAAGAAUUCAUAAGGGUAAAUGAAGAAAAUGGAACGUUGAAAAAUAAGGUGAAACUCUUACAGAAUCAAUUACAAACUGAGUAUAUAAGUUUAAAAGAUCAUGAAACUACAGUGACUACUUUAAAUAAAAGCAUGCAGGAACUUCAGGAGAACAAUGUUGCGAUUAUGGCUGAAUAUAAGAGGGGUCAAGAAGAAAUUUUACAGUUGCAUGCAGAAAUUGAAGCCCAAAAGAAGGAACUUGACACAAUUCAAGAAUGCAUUAAGUCCAAAUAUGCCCCGGUUGCCUCCUUUGAAGACAGAGAACAAAGCUUUGAAGCUACAGUGAAAGAAUUAAAAGCACAGUUGCAGGAACAGGUGCAGAAGUGCAGAGAAAGCGAGGAGGAAAACAAGAAGUGCAAACAGGAGAAUGAAAAGCUCAAAAAUGGCAUUUUGUCCAUCCAAAAUGACUUGCAGCAGAACUAUAUCCUUGCUGAGAAGUCCUGUGAAAUGGAAAAAAUGUUCGCAAGCAAAAUGGAGGAGUUGAAUAAGCAAUUGAGAGAAUUGCUGCAGAAAUACACGGGCCAAAAAGAAGAGAAAGAUGAGCUGCAAGAGAGUACCAAGCAGCCCAUAAUUAUGAAGGCUCAGCAUCUUUCAGCAGAACAAAUUGAAGCCUUGAAGAAGGCUCUUGGUCACACUAUAGAGGAUCUAAAGGAAGCUCUCAGAAGUAAGAAGGAAUGUUAUGACAAAGAAACACUAAAAGUAGGAGAACUACAGUGGGAAUUGUCAGAUCUAAAAAAAUCUUCAAUACCUUUGGUAGAAUAUACACAAAUGAAGGAAAUGUUAGAACAAGAAAUUGUAGCAACCAAAAACAGCUUGAAGGAAAAGGAAGAAGAAAAUCAAGUUAAAAAUGAGGAAAUCUUGAAGUUGCAGUUUGAGAUUCAGCUUACUCAACAAGCUUUAACAGACCUGGAGAGUAGAGAAGUGAUUGACAUAUCAGAAUACAAAUCCAUGAAAAGUACUCUGGAGGCCCAGAUUAAUAGCAUAGCUGAAAAUUUGUCCAACAUGAAUAAAAAGUACGAGGAAGCAUGUGAGGAGGCUUUGCAAGCUAAAAAGAGCGAGCUUUCUUUAAAGGAUGAAAAGGAGUUGCUUGAGUUACGGAGUUGUAGUAUUGAGCAAGAAAUCAAAGACCAGAAAGAAAGGUGUGAUAAAUCAUUGACAACAAUUAUUGACUUGCAGAAGAGAAUACAGGAAUCUGCAAAGCAGGUGGAAGCCAAGGAUAACAAGAUAACAGAGCUGCUUAAUGAUGUAGAGCGGUUAAAACAAGCUCUUAACGGCUUGUCUCAACUUACUUACACCACUGGGAUUCCCUCAAAGAGGCAGAACCAGCAGGUUGAAAUGCUCCAGAACCAAGUGAAAACACUGCAACAACAGCUAGCUGAUGCUAAAAGGCAGCAUCAAGAGGUAGUUUCAGUUUAUCGGACACAUCUUCUUAGUGCUGUACAGGGUCACAUGGAUGAAGAUGUCCAAGCUGCUUUACUACAGAUCAUUCGAAUGAGACAGGGACUUGUUUGCUGACGUGCUUAGUGCCAUUGCUCUUGAAGGCUGCUGCAUCUUGUAGGAGUGCUGUGAUUACGGUAGUGAUAACCUUCAUGAGAUUUAUAUAAUUAGGAUAAUAUAGCUGCAAUUAGAACCUCCAAAUAUGAAACAACUUACAAAGCUGAAGUAUUUUCUUCUUGUAAAACAGUAAAAUAGGGCUACUAAGUUUCAGAUCUGACACUUCUUUCAUUAGAUUAAUAAAAAUGUAUACCAAUUUUAAAAGACAUUCUACAAGCUGACUGUCAAAAUGAUGACAUAGUAGUUAAAUUAUUUUAAUGUCUGAUUGACCACUUAUUAAAGCAAGGCCUAUACCCAGAAACUCCGGUUUAUCCUAUAACUUGGAACUCUCAUGGUAUGGUUAAAAAUAAACUAUGUUCAAAUGAGCUUGGCUAAGUAUUGUAGCUGUAUAUCUCCUUUAAUGGUUAAGAGAAAGUGGUUGUUUUGUCACAUAAGCUGAUCAAGACAUACUACAACAUGCUUAGUAAGUCAGCUGCAAAGGUAGAUGAAAGGUAUUUAGGUAUAUGUUGUAACUUGGCUGGCCAGGUUACAGACUUUAUUUAAAUAUAAGCUUAAGAUGUAGUGCCUUUGCUUUUUGCAAGACUUAAAAACCAGGUUUACCAUCAAAACACUAACUUUUAUGUUUGCCUCCCCUUCUCCCCUCCCCAAGAUUUUUCAUGAAUGCUUUGUAAUAUUGAUUACUGUAGGCUAAAAUAGUGGGACUGGAGUAUCAUGGUUUGUAGAGCAGCAUUUUGAUCUAAAUGCAAUAGUCCUACUUCUGUAUAAUUUCAUUCUUCAUUAGGCCUAAUAUGGGCGUAGACUGAGCAGCUCAUUAAGAUGUAUGCUAGAUAAUUCAGGUAUUGGAUUUUCAAACACUAUCUCAUGGAAGUUUAAGGGUAUUUUCCUCUUAACUGUAAAUUAUGUACUAUAAUCUUAUUUAUGGGGAAAGAUGCAAAUAGUAAGGAUUAAUGAAAUGAGAAUUUUUAUUUGCUGGGAAUCUACCUAUUAAACAAGACAGGGCUUCAGUUUUUUUAACUGAAGGAUGAUAUUCCCAUAAGUAAGUUUUAUGAAAGAAAACAUGAAAUUUGGGACUAUUCAAAGUAACUGAAAAAUGAGCCUGAUAACAUAUGUGGCUGUUUUAAUAGAGCAAACAGUGUAAGUGCUAUCAGUAGCUGUGUUAACUUCAGUCUACUUGGUUGAAAGCAUUUGCUUAUAACUAGCAAGUAGGAAUCUGGCAUCCUGAUGCAGAAAAGACAAACUUCCUCUUCCAUGUUCCUGAAAAAUAAGGACUUAAGUUAGAGUGCAGAGUUCUCUGCUUCGUGUUAACUGGGCUUCCCAACAAGCUGUACCUCACAGGCUUAGGUCUCAAUUUUUUUAGUAGUAUUGUGUUUGUUUCCUUUUUGUUCCUUUUUGAGCAGAGUCUUGUUGUAGAAUUGAAGAGACAACUGCCCCAUAGAGGAUACAGACAUAGUGAUGAAUGUGCAGGGCAGUCUUUAUUAUAUAAAUAUACUUAAUAUAUUUACUAAAUAUGUGUCUGUAGUUAAACAGAUCUGCUGCUUUCCUUUAAUUUUAGAGGACUAUUACAGAAAACAUCUCAGUAUAUAUAUGUUACUUUUUAGCCAAAUUCUUUUAUGAUUGCAUUACUUGAAACUCUUACUAGAGAGAAUUUGUUUCGAUAUACUAACUCUAGCAUAUUUUGAUACUGUGUUUCCUUAUUGAGGGAGUUCUAUGUAUGUUUUUCUAAAUUUCUCCUAUAUUACAUCAUCAAUAAAAUGUUUUCUUCUUUU
Pygoscelis adeliae (Adelie penguin) is the source of this 6158-nucleotide messenger RNA. It is a transcript of the gene UACA, whose product is annotated as uveal autoantigen with coiled-coil domains and ankyrin repeats. Lineage: Eukaryota; Metazoa; Chordata; Aves; Sphenisciformes; Spheniscidae. The transcript has 19 exons. Bases 172 to 4353 code for a protein of 1393 amino acids. The record is from RefSeq and is a predicted model, not a curated record. Gene Ontology annotation, molecular function: actin binding.